Molecule: messenger RNA, 1542 nt
Organism: Xenopus tropicalis (tropical clawed frog)
Lineage: Eukaryota; Metazoa; Chordata; Amphibia; Anura; Pipidae
Gene: lamtor5
Product: late endosomal/lysosomal adaptor, MAPK and MTOR activator 5
Exons: 5
Coding region: 210-482 (90 amino acids)
Biological process (GO): negative regulation of apoptotic process
Cellular component (GO): cytoplasm; lysosome; Ragulator complex
Source: RefSeq, a predicted model, not a curated record
GGUAGGCAGUUGAAGAGGGGAUGUAAAUUCGGAUGCACAGAUUAAUUGCAAGGAAGUUGUUGGAGGGGUUUACUCGAAAAGCAGAGGAGGCCUUGGAGUUUUUGUUAGGAGGAAGCAGUGCAAUAUCAGGCAUGGAGGUUUGGGGAGUCAUGAGUUAACUGCAUGUAAACUGUGUAGGUGAAUUGGGUGGCAGAGGUGGCCAUGCAGUUAUGUGUAAGGAAAUGGCACAAGUGGCUGGCAGAAUGAAAAAUCCAUCAAUUGUUGGAGUUCUGUGUACAGAUUCACAGGGGCUAAGUCUGGGAUGUUGUGGAAGCCUUUCCGAUAAACAUGCUGGUGUGAUCUCCAUUCUUCCUCAGUAUGCAGCCAAACUUACGUCAGACCCCACAGAUGUGCCAGUUGUAUGCCUAGAAUCUGACAACGGAAUUGUCAUGAUUCAAAAACAUGAUCAUCUGACUGUAGCAGUGCACAAAGUGACAUCGUAGCAUCACUCUGCAGAGCAAGUCAAGUUUGUCACUGAAAAUACUGCUAUCUGUGUAAUUUAUUUAGCAGGACUGUAUGUGCUUUCACCUAACCUUUUUAUAUGGCACAAGGCACAAGUGUUCCAGCAUUAAAAGGAGUUUUAUUAAAAGAGCUGCAGCUCUGAUUAUUUGAUUUUCUGGCAAAUAACACAAUUUUCUGGUUGUUACAUUGCUGCUCACUUUAUUACCCUUAUUUACAAAAUAAAUCUCCUUUAUUAUCCGAUGGCCAUAAGUAGUUGUGUAUUGCAGUAAUAGAGUUGUUUGAGAAGCGUGAAAGAGGUUCUGUAUAAGCUCGCGUUUGUGUACCUAACAUAAAUGUUUGGUCUAAUAACAAUGUAUUUUUAUUUUAACCUCACCAAUGAUCUGUAGACUGGAAAGUAAGUACAAGUAUAGGACCUGGGGUUUUCUGGAUAAGGGAUCUUUCCAUAAUUUGGAUUACCCAACUUUUAGUCUCAAAAAAUAAUUUAAACAUUAAAUAAACCCAACAGGAUUGUUUUGCUUCCAAUAAGGAUUCAUUAUAUCUUAGUUGGAAUCAAGCAAAAGGUCAUGUUUCAUUAUUACAGAGAAAAAAGGAAUAUAAGAAAAAAAAAUAUUUGAUUAAUAUGGAGUCUAUAAAAGAUUGCCUCACCAUAAUUUGGAGCUUUCUGGAUAAUGGGUUUCCAGCUAACGGAUCCUAGACAUGUACCUGCACUAAGGGAGUGCAAUUGUUACAAAUAAUAUGUAUAAUUUAUGGUAAAUUUUAUCCAGUGUAACUAAUAACACUGGUAGGCCUCUGUCACAGUGGCUGCAAUGUGAAGCCUCAAAAGCUGUGCUGGACGUUAUCACCCUGAAAUACAUGUUUUGGCAUAGUAAUGGUGAUAAAACACCAGGUUUUAGUCCUAAAAAAAAAGUGUUAUUUAGUAAAAGUGGUUUUAUGUGCAUAGCUUUCAUCCUUUUGUAUAAUGUUUCAAAUAAUUUGAUAGAAAUAUCUUGAUGCGCUCAGUUAUUGUACCUAAACUAAAUAAACCACUCUGGUUUUGUGUUA